AGACCAGCGGAUCCCAGGCUUUGAAGAUUUUAAAAGCUGCCCAGGAGGUACACCCCCUCUCCUCUAACCCAGAAGUCCCCAGCCCAGAAUAGACCCAAGGAUAACAGACCAUCAGAAACUGGGACUGGGCAGCGUCCGCUGCUCUGGGGCCGAGGGGCCGCUGCUGGGGUGGAGAGAAGCGAUGUGGCAGAAGUCAGCACCCAGCGCAGCACAGACAUGCAGCCGGCAGCCGAGCCUGCUGUGUCUUCAGUCCCGAGCUGAAAUUCGUGCAAAAAGACUCUUCUUUCCUAUUAGGGGAACAGCUUACAGGGGACAGAGCUGCUGAAGGAACUGGAACCAGACCUCGGGCUAACGUCCUCAGAAGGUGGCAGUGAGGGACGGUCACCUGAGGUGGCCCAGUCUGCAUUCCUCUUAAAUAUCAUGACUUUAUGGAUGGAAAUGUAAACCAUCGGUUGUGGAAAAUCCAGAAGAGCUCAAAAGUAAAAAAAGAAGCCUAGAAGCCCACUGCUGUCCAGGAUCCCACUUUGUCACCUAAUAGUUUCCCCUAAAUUUUAACAGCUGCUCCAUGUGAUGGGUCUAGUUUAACCAAUCCCCCUAGUUUUUCAAUAUUAUGACAACACCAGGUGAACAGCCCGAGUCGGGUUUUAGCAGAGUCACACGUGGCGUGACCCCUCCGAGGCGUGUGGAGGGUGUCAGAGUCGAGAGCAGAAGCAUCCUCGGGAGCCCUCUCGCUCAGAAGCACCUUUUCCUUGUGUUCUCCCAGCUCUGAGAUGCAGCUCUGAGAGCAGGUUUCUAGAACAUUGACAGACGUCGGAGCAGGACACUCACCUCCUAGGGUGCUUUCUUCCUGCCAGGGGACCAGCCUGCUAGCCAACGGGCAGAGAACAAAGGGCUCCUGAUUGAAGACAGGCCAGAGGACAGUGGGAAAGCUGGAGAUAUUCACAGAUGGGAGCUUGGAAAGUAGGAAAGGUGCUGAAAGAACAGAAAUAUCCAGGCCUUCCCAAGAAGAAGGAGAACCCCAAGAACUACGGAGAGUGCAGUGGCCCCCAGCCCUGCAAGCUUCUCAGCAGCCUGGCAAGCACAGGGUGUUUGAGCCUUCAGGAGAGUGACCCGGCCUUGGAGAGUUAUCAGCACCGGGAUUACUCUCCGCAGGCCUGGUGUUGGCAUGACUUCUUCCUGGUUAGUAGGCAACCUCCAGAGUCUCCGCCCCGCGUGGACUCUGCCCGCCCCGUGUAGACUCGGUCCGCGUGUGCUCAGUGUCCUCUUAGUCGUGGCCUGAAGCCAAGUAUGGCAGCUGGACCGCAGCUCCUCCUCUCUUCCUGCUUGCUUCCUGCUCCUCCCCCUGCGGGGGGAGCACAAAAAGCUGGUUGCAAGCAAAUUCCUGGCCUAGCACUGGGCAGAGAUGGCUGCCAGCGGCCGAGGGCUCUGCAGGGCCGUGGGCGCCUCUCCCCGCCCUGCUUGGAGACGAGCUCAUUGGGAAGCCAGGGGACACCUGAAGCCUGAGUACGACGCGGUGGUGAUAGGAGCAGGACACAACGGGCUGGUGGCUGCGGCGUACCUGCAGAGACUGGGGGUGAACACAGCGGUCUUCGAGAGACGCCACGUGAUUGGGGGCGCAGCUGUCACUGAGGAGAUCAUCCCAGGGUUUAAGUUCUCCCGAGCAUCCUACCUCCUCAGCCUGCUGAGGCCGCAGAUCUACACCGACCUGGAGCUGAAGAAACACGGGUUGAGGCUUCAUCUGCGAAACCCCUACUCCUUCACCCCGUUGCUGGAAGAGGGCACAGGGAGCAAGGUGCCCAGGUCCCUUCUGCUGGGCACAGACAUGGUGGAAAACCAGAAGCAGAUCUCCCAGUUCUCACCGCAGGAUGCCCAGGCCUUUCCCAGAUAUGAGGCAUUCAUGAAUCGCCUGGCAUUAGCCAUUGACCCUCUGCUGGACACAGCCCCCGUGGACAUGGAGGCCUUCCAGCGGGGGUCCCUGCUGCAAAGGCUCAAGUCGCUCUCCACCCUCAAACCCCUGUUGCAGGCAGGCCGCAUCCUGGGCGCCCAGCUACCGGAGUACUACCAGGUCCUCACAGCUCCAAUUACCAAGGUGCUGGAUCAGUGGUUUGAGUCUGAGCCUCUAAAAGCCACUCUAGCAACAGAUGCUGUGAUUGGAGCCAUGACGAGUCCCCACACUCCGGGGAGUGGGUACGUGCUGCUACAUCAUGUCAUGGGAGGCCUGGAGGGGAUGCAGGGGGCCUGGGGCUACGUCCAGGGUGGCAUGGGUGCUCUCUCUGCUGCCAUCGCAAGCUCAGCCGCCGCGCAUGGAGCAAGUAUCUUCACUGAAAAGACGGUGGCCAAGGUGCAGGUGAGCAGCGGCGGGCACGUGCAAGGAGUCGUGCUGCAAGAUGGCUCAGAGGUGAGGAGCAGGGUGGUGCUGUCCAACGCGUCACCGCAGAUCACCUUCCUGAAGCUGACGCCACAGGAGUGGCUUCCUGAGGAGUUUGUGGAGAGAAUCUACCAGCUGGACACCCGGUCACCUGCUACCAAGAUCAACGUGGCUGUCGACAGGCUGCCUGACUUCCUGGCGGCCCCCAAUGCUCCCGGGGGCCGGCCGCUGCCCCAUCACCAGUGCUCCAUCCACCUGAACUGUGAAGACACCCUCCUCCUCCAUCAGGCCUUUGAAGACGCCAUGGGUGGCCUGCCUUCCCACAGGCCUAUGAUCGAGCUCUGCAUCCCUUCCUCGCUGGACCCCACCCUGGCUCCCCCCGGCUGCCAUGUCAUCUCCCUCUUCACUCAGUACACUCCCUACACACUGGCUGGGGGCAAGGUCUGGGACGAGCAGGAGAGGAACGCUUAUGCGGACAAAGUGUUCGACUGCAUUGAGGCCUAUGCCCCCGGAUUCAAGGGCUCCGUGCUGGGCAGAGACAUCCUCACACCGCCUGACUUGGAGAGAAUCUUCGGGCUUCCUGGAGGGAACAUAUUCCACUGCGCCAUGGCCCUGGACCAGCUCUACUUCGCCCGCCCCGUGCCCCUGCACUCCGGCUACCGCAGCCCUCUCCAGGGCCUGUAUCUCUGCGGAAGUGGGGCCCAUCCUGGAGGAGGUGUCAUGGGAGCCGCUGGACGCAAUGCAGCCCACGUGGUCUUCAGGGACCUCAAGAGCAUGUGACCCUGAAGCAACUCCGACCCAGGAAGAAGAAUUCACCCUUGAGAUUUUGAGUCCCCGUCGGGUCAGCUUCCCAGGAUACAGCUCAAGGCAGACAAGUCCUCAAGCUCCUGCCGCUGUUUUAGGAGAAACGUACACGAUGCAUUCGGUAAUAGUUAACCUUGUGCCCGUGACUUCAGGGUGAACCGGUUUUGUUUUAUUAAAAACAACAAUUUACAUAGA
Messenger RNA from Equus quagga, 3367 nucleotides. It is a transcript of the gene PYROXD2, whose product is annotated as pyridine nucleotide-disulphide oxidoreductase domain 2. Gene Ontology annotation, molecular function: oxidoreductase activity. The record is from RefSeq and is a predicted model, not a curated record. Lineage: Eukaryota; Metazoa; Chordata; Mammalia; Perissodactyla; Equidae. The transcript is spliced from 16 exons. Bases 1403 to 3148 code for a protein of 581 amino acids.